CUUCAACCCCCACUCCCUCUCUCUCUCUCUCUCUAGAAUAUGUCUGAAAUCUGAAGAUUAAAUGAUUAUAUUCAAUGUUCGCUGCUGACCCCUCUUUCAUACGCAACUUCUGUAGAAAUAUUUCGUGAAUUUAAUCUCGUGUCCCCGAAAUCUUACCAGAAAAUCAUUCAAUCUUCAGACUGGAUAAGACGACGAUGAAAGCUUCAGGAAGAGGGAGCUAUGGCGGAAUUAUCGCUGCUCUACUAUUCGUCGUCUUCUUCGCCGCGGCGGCGGGGCAGCAGGAUUCGCCGCCGGCCAACAACCCGCAGUACGCGCGGUUCAGUCCGUCGAUGGCGGUGAUCGUGGUGGUUCUGAUAUCGGCGUUAUUUUUUAUGGGUUUCUUCUCCAUCUACAUCCGCCACUGCUCCGAUAACUCCGGCGCCGCCGGCAGCAUCGGCCGGGCGAUCUCGCUGCGCGCGCGGCGGGCCGCCGCCUCCCGCGGCCUCGACGCGGCUGUCCUCGAGACUUUUCCGACGUUUCCGUACGCCGAGGUGAAGGACCACAAGAUCGGCAAGGGCGGCGCCGAGUGCGCCGUCUGCCUCAACGAGUUCGAAGACGACGAGACUCUCCGGCUGCUCCCCACGUGCGAUCACGUGUUCCACGCCGAGUGUAUCGACGCCUGGCUCGACUCGCACGUGACCUGCCCGGUCUGCCGCGCCAAUUUGGUUCCCGCCGCCGACGGCGACGGCGUCGCCGGCGACAAUCAGACUCCGGCAGCCGCGGAGAUUGGACGGAUUAACGAGGAAGUCGUCAUCGAAGUACCGGAACUUGAUCAACAAUCAAUCGGACCGGCGGCGAACCGGAGUUCAGAAAACCCGACUCGGCCGCCGAGGUCGCGGUCCAUAUCCCGGCCGAAGGUGUCCCCCCUGGCGAAGUACCGGUCGCACUCUACCGGGCACGACUCGCUCGUUCAGCCGGUGGAGACGCUCGACCGGUUCACUCUGCGGCUGCCGGCGCAGGUGAAGAAGGAGGUGAUCGACCGGGCUAUGUUGAACCGGACCAGAAGUAUGGCGGUUACCGGUCUGCCAAGGGAGGGUAGUUCCCGGAGGGGAUACAGACCGGGCGGAGGGGAAGGGAGCAGCCGCGCCGGAAGGUCGUUCCGGUGGAUGGAGCUCCGGGACGGGGAAGCCCGGUCGGACCGGUGGGAUUUCUUCACCAGAAUGCUGUCGAUGAAAUCGCCGAGAGUUGCGACGGAAGCCGGCGAGGUUUCGAACUCGAAGAGAGGCAGUAGCAAGCCGCCGGUAAAGAUGCCGUCGUUUAAGUGCUUGGAGCCUAAGGCCGACGACGGCGACGAAGCGCAUCUGUUCUCCGGCGAGUCAGGGCGGCCGCCUGUUUGACUGGUCAAAGAUAGGGAUUUUGACUUUUCCACAGGGAUUGGACUGUGAGAUUAAUUUUUGGUUCUAAAUUUAUUCUAUAUUUAAUUUGUGAUGUAAAUUUUCAUGGUUGAAAUUGCUCUGUAUUAUAAGGUUCCUUUACAUAUCCGUUACAGACAGUGCUAAAUAAUAAUACUGGACUAGUAUUUUAUGUUGCCA
This is a messenger RNA of Andrographis paniculata, 1571 nucleotides long. Its product is annotated as E3 ubiquitin-protein ligase ATL6-like. The record is from RefSeq and is a predicted model, not a curated record. The transcript has a single exon. Bases 195 to 1376 code for a protein of 393 amino acids. NCBI's taxonomy places the organism in Eukaryota, Viridiplantae, Streptophyta, Magnoliopsida, Lamiales, Acanthaceae.